AUGGGCUACUACCUCAUCCAGAUUUACAUCCCCUCCGGGCUCAUCGUCAUCAUCAGCUGGGUCAGUUUCUGGCUCAACAGGAAUGCUACACCAGCUAGAGUUGCUCUAGGAGUAACAACUGUGCUCACCAUGACUACACUCAUGUCAUCUACUAACGCCGCCCUGCCUAAGAUAUCGUAUGUCAAGUCCAUUGAUGUUUACUUGGGAACAUGUUUCGUCAUGGUGUUUGCGUCAUUGCUUGAAUAUGCAACGGUAGGCUAUAUGGCAAAAAGAAUACAAAUGAGGAAAAAUCGAUUUCUAGCAAUACAGAAAUUGGCUGAACAAAAGCAGAAACAGGGUAUGGAACCACCUGGAGAUCCUGACCAUGCACCGAAACCUGCGAUUCCUCCGCACAGUCACACUCUACCAGCUAGUCACCUCAAGUCAUCAUCAAACAUUGAGGUGCGUUUUAAAGUGCACGAUCCUAAGGCUCAUUUUAAGGGGGGAACUCUUGAAAACACAAUAAAUGGUCGAGCUGAAGAAGAGGCUGCUCCACCUGUACCUCAGCAUCUUAUCCACCCAACAAAGGACUAUAACAAGCUGUAUGGGAUUACACCGUCAGAUAUAGACAAAUACAGCAGGAUUGUCUUCCCGGUUUGUUUUGUCUGUUUCAAUCUUAUGUAUUGGAUCAUCUACCUCCACAUCAGCGAUGUGGUUGCGGACGACCUUGUUCUUCUAGAAGAGGACAAGUAA
Nezara viridula (southern green stink bug) is the source of this 732-nucleotide messenger RNA. The record is from the annotation of a GenBank genome assembly. NCBI's taxonomy places the organism in Eukaryota, Metazoa, Arthropoda, Insecta, Hemiptera, Pentatomidae.